UGAAGGAGAGAAGCAGGGGAAUGAACAGCAGGGACGGGGAAGUGAAACAGUUUGGAGACAGAAACCAAAAGAGAAAAAGAAGAGAAACCUAAAAGUUUUUUCAUCACUGUGGACUGUCACGACCUGUGUGAACAGACACGGCAACGGGUGAAGUACAGAGAAUCAGGGAUGAAUGUGGCUGAUCUGCUGUACCUUUGAUUAAUGCAACACACAGAUUCUCUUUGACAGCUACUUAAAAGCGCAGACAGUGUGUGUGAGAGCGAGAGAGUGACCGAGAGAGAGAAGAGGGUAACCGCUGACGCCAGACAAGACAGAAGGCCUGAGUGUGUGUGUGUGACUGUGUGAAUGGUACACACACCAGCUACACUGCCACUCGGACACACAUCCAUUCACCUGAAAAAAAGCAGUUUCUGGCAGAGAUCCAUGAUCUCGACCUCUCCUUCCUCCCGAAUUCUGCUGAAUCAGCUUUUAUUGUCAUCCGCACACUUCCAUUGACCCCACUUCUACAAAGAGUCUAUCCCCAAUUUAACGAACGGACAACCAGCAGUUAGUUUAUAAAACUCCAAUCCUGAUUGGAUGCUUAUCUCAGAAUGACAGCAGAAGACUCCGCCUCUGCCGUUGCUAUGAGUAACCCUAGCCCUUCCUCCUCCUCUAAGGCCUCCUCUGGGCUUCCGCAGCAUCACAGCGAUAUCCCCGAUGGAGUGGCUGGGGCCCCCAAUGAAGCUGCGCUUGUGGCCUUGAUGGAGCGGUCAGGUUAUGGUAUGGUGCAAGAAAAUGGACAGCGCAAAUACGGCCCGCCACCUGGCUGGCAAGGGCCCUCCCCUCCACGUGGCUGUGAAAUCUUUGUGGGUAAAAUCCCACGUGACGUUUACGAGGACGAGCUGGUGCCAGUAUUUGAGACUGUUGGACGGAUCUACGAGAUGCGCCUUAUGAUGGAUUUUGAUGGGAAGAACCGUGGUUAUGCAUUCGUCAUGUACACGCAGAAGCAUGAAGCUAAGCGAGCAGUUCGUGAUCUCAAUAACUUCGAAAUCCGUCCAGGAAGGUUGUUAGGUGUGUGCUGUAGUGUAGAUAACUGCCGCCUCUUCAUUGGAGGAAUCCCAAAAACCAAGAAGCGUGAGGAGAUCCUGGAGGAAGUUUCCAAGGUGACAGAAGGGGUGCUGGAUGUGAUUGUGUAUGCAAGUGCUGCGGAUAAGAUGAAGAAUCGUGGCUUUGCCUUUGUAGAGUAUGAGUCUCACCGCGCUGCUGCUAUGGCCAGAAGAAAGCUCAUGCCAGGACGAAUUCAGCUCUGGGGUCAUCAAAUUGCAGUUGACUGGGCAGAACCUGAGAUUGAUGUUGACGAGGACGUCAUGGAAACAGUAAAGAUUCUGUACGUGCGGAACCUGAUGAUAGAGACUAGUGAGGAUAUUCUACGCCAAACCUUCGGCCAGUUCAACCCUGGCUGCGUGGAACGUGUCAAAAAAAUCCGAGACUACGCCUUUGUUCACUUCGCCAGUCGAGAAGAUGCUGUGGUUGCAAUGGACAACCUGAAUGGCACAGAGAUCGAAGGUUCCCGUAUUGAAGUGACCCUGGCCAAGCCUGUGGAUAAGGAGCAGUACACCCGUUAUCAGAAAGCAUCGAAGGGAACAGUGGCUCCGACAACUACUGAAAACACCCAACAAAGUUACGUGUAUCAGUGUGACCCAUAUACACUCACCUAUUAUGGCUAUCCCUACAACACACUCAUUGGACCCAACCGAGAGUACUUCAUCAAAGCAGGUACUGUAAGAGGCCGUGGCCGUGCUGGGGCCAGUAAUAGGGGCCCAGGGCCCCGCGGCUCAUACCUUGGUGGUUAUUCAGCUGGCCGAGGCAUUUACAGCCGCUACCAUGAAGGAAAGGGCAAAUUGCCGGACAAACCUUACGAGAUCAUGUCCAAUCUAGAGCUGGCAGCUGUGAACCAAGUGGGCAUCAAGCCUGGCACAAUGGCUCUUCCAGCUCUUGGUGCUCAGUACCCUACUGUGUUUUCUGCUGCCCCUGCAACUAAGUUAAUGGAUGAAGGGAAGAUGCACUCAGUGGAGCACCUGAUAAACCCUUUGGCCCUCCAGCAUGACCCCACAGCUGCCUCGGCCACUGCAGCGGUCAUACCUGCAGUCUCCACACCACCUCCUUUCCAGGGUCGUUCUAUAACCCCCAUCUAUGCCAUGGCUCACAAUAUCCAGAGGAUCCCGACUGCUGCCAGUCUGUAUGGAGCCAGCUAUAUGCCUAUUGCUACCCACGCCAACACGGCCACACUGGCAGCGCUGCAGAAGAAUGCUGCUAUGGCAGCUGUGCCAACCUAUGGAGGGUACGCUGGGUACAUGCCUCAGGCCUUCCCUGCCACCUUCCAGAUGCCCAUUCAUGAUGUAUACCAGACCUACUGAGAUCACAAUGACUUACACUUACACACACCACAUCACCACAGGCCAUCAGACAUCUACACCACUGUAUGAGGUCUGCUGGUUAAUUGAACCACGGAGAGUGAAACUGACAUACAACAAAACUAACACCUUCUGACUCGUGUGAAGCUCCCUGGAAGCCUUUAGAUUAGACGCUGGCAAAGCUAAAUUAUCUCACAUCUUCAUCAGCCCCUCUGGCCCACAUUUAUUAAUCCAGACAUAUGACCUAGACCAAAACCAUAUUUAUAUGCUACUGAUUAGCUUAUCAAGACAGGUAGACUUUUGUGUUAUAUGUUAUGGACUCAAAUCCUGCAAUGUGACCACAACCUCGUCUAUUUUCCCUUUAGACCAAUAGGAAACAGCCUGUCAGUUCGACUUCUUAAAGGAAUCGAUAACUCUUGCUGAUUUCCAAAGCCUUCACACGACUGAAUGAAUGACAAGUUAACACUCAUUUGCGUAUUUUAUCAUUCAUUUUAUUAGUUGAUACCCAGUAAAGCUGUGGACUGAUUCCGAGUGAUAUGUUCAUAUGAAGAAACUUCAAAUAAGACUUGCAAAGGCAGACCUACUGACACAUCACCGUCUUCCCCACACACUCCAGCUGAGAAUCGUGAGCCAGAGCGUCCUAAUACCAAUCCUCUGCAUUCACGGCCACACGAAUACUGAAGGAACAUUGUACUAUUUGUGGACUUUAAUGAGAACGUAUUUAAUGCCUCUCUACGCUUUAGUGCAUUUACUUUUGUUUUGUGAAGAAAAACAAAAUUGGCAAUAAACUGUAAAAUGAACAAACAACUGCUGAGCAGGAACUUCAACAACCACAGAAGUAGAAGAUUUAAAGUGUUUCAUGAAAAUGCUGUAUUUUGAGUUUAUAACAUAAAUGCAUUGAAGAUGUCCAAAUGCAUAAUCUUCCGUCCGCUGGGUUUGCUGCACGCGAGUCUAUAUGCAAAUACCUGCAUUCGUUUUUUCUCCUUAACUGCUAAUAUUGCUUUUGCGUUUUUAUAUUUAGAUCGUUUUAAAAUUCUACUGUUUAGUUUGUUUGAAGAGGUUGUUUUUGUUUAGAAGAUAUUUUUCUUCUCUUAACUAGAAGAUAGACAAACACUGUUUUCAUGCGUAUUCUCAGAGGCGAAAUAAGUUUGAGUGUUCAACAAAAAGAGAAGUUUUUUCAGUCGGUUGGAUAAAUACUGGAUAACAUUAGUACUUCGUUAAAGGUAUAGUUCACCCAGAAAUGAAAUCGUUUCAAACCUGUAUAGCUUACUUUCUUCAUUGGAACAUGAGAGAAGGUAUUUAGAGUGUUUGUUUUUCAUAUAUACAAUGGAAGUCAAUGUUAACCAAAUUAUAUUCUAUUGUACUCUGCAGAAGAAAGAAAGCCAUACAGAUUUGGAAUGACUUGAGGAUGAGUUAAAGAUGUUUUUGUUUUUGUGUAAACUAUCCCUUUAAUAUGUUUUAAAUGCACAAACCAGACUGACAAAAAAGUAGCUGGGUUGGAAAAGCAGCAUUAUUUAUGAUGACUAUGUUCUGCUUACUUUUGCAGGUUGUGUUAGUUGAUGACCAACCCUUAUUUUUUCAGACCACUAUACUGUGAUUCCCAGCAUCCAGUUCUGUGAAGUCUUAUGUGCCUCAUUAGGGGAACAGAGGUUCCCUUAUCCGCUUUUGUGCCAUUAAUACAAAUUAUACCUGAAGUACUGUCCCAUUUACCACUGAACCAAUUAUGUUCAUGUUGUUUAUUAACAGUCUUGACUUGCAGACCUUGAGUUGCAGAAUAAAAUCAGGUUAAUGGCGCAAUACUCUCAAUCCCCCAUCCGAAAACCUUCUAUAGAUGUGUGUAGACACAGAAGACGGACCAUUGAGUUUUUGUUUUAGUUUUUGUAGUUCUAACCCUGCAUUUUUGUAGAUCACACUCCAAGUUGUGCUACUGUAGUAUGGUAUGUGUUAGCAGCGAUGACUGUUCUGAGGUGCACUUAAAUAUUUUAGGGUGUUAGAAGUUCUUGUGUGUGUAUAUGCUGUGUGAGCAGUCACUUUUGUCUUUUUAGGGGUAUUUUGAUACUCCUAGAACUGAAAUGAACUGGACCAAACUGAAACCAGGGAGCUCAGAGAACCUGUUAAUAUCCUCAUUGUCUUUUCAAUGACUGCUGUGUGUCACAUCAGUGUCCUCCUGUGUCCUUCAGCAGGACUGCAUAUGUCACAUGUGCCUUUAUUCAGACUGCUGUCUGUCAAGUGACCUCUUAAACACUGUUUGUGAUACCACAGUGCCUCUUCUGUCCUAUUUUCUUUCAGAAAGUCUAUUUUUUUUCUUUCUUUUUUGUGUGUGUUAUACUGUUGUUUCUAUGGGGGCUCUGAGUGUUAGAGUGCUGCUUUAUGUUGUAUUAUGCUUUCAUGUUCUAACAGAGUUAAUGUUUUAUUAAGUAUAGCCUGUUUUUUUUCUGUUUUUUAAGAAGAGACUGAGUGAAAGUUUGGGGAAAACUUCACAAUAUACCAAACAAAGAAUGACAAUCCAUGCAAGUCACAUCACGUAAGCUAGAAACACAUUUUUACACACUGCUGCGAUCAUCUAGGAUAUGGCAUAUCUGUGUGUUUUUGAGAAAAGUGAACCAUCCCCAGUAGUUUUUCUCUGUCUGUUAUCUAAUCUUUUAUUAUGAGUAAAGCAGUCAGGAUAUAUUUAAUAUAUACAGUACAUUUGUUUUGUGUGUAUGAAGUAAGAGGAAAUGCUAUAAUAUAUUUUAAGAAGAUUUUUCCAUCUUAUACAUUAGAUGUGUUUAGAGAGUUUAACAACAACAAAAACGUCUUUUUUGACAAAGUGUUCAACUAAUGCGAAUGUGUUUAUGUGUGGAUAUAUAAAUGUGGCUGUAAGUUGCCAGUGUGGAAUAAUACUGGCCCAGAUUGAUCACACAUUCAUUGACAAAACACUCUUUAUUUUGCGAUCAUUUCAUAAACACUACAUGUGUAGCGUUUUUCUCUCUCUCCAUUUUAGACUUGUUUCUUGUUACUAAAAGACAAAUGAACAAGACAAGGUGACCUCGGCUGAGGACAUUUAGAUAAUGCAAAAUGUUAUUGCCAUAAUAUUCUUACCUUUUCUUUUUUCUUCUUCUUUUUUUAGAUCUACUUAGAACUGUUUUCUAUCUUGCAUUGUUUGUUUUAAAACUUUUUUGGCAUUGUUGUAUUUAUAGAGGUAGUUAAAUAAAACAUUUUCAAAAGGAAAA
Messenger RNA from Carassius carassius (crucian carp), 5605 nucleotides. RefSeq names its product RNA binding motif protein 47 (gene rbm47). The record is from RefSeq and is a predicted model, not a curated record. NCBI's taxonomy places the organism in Eukaryota, Metazoa, Chordata, Actinopteri, Cypriniformes, Cyprinidae. The transcript has 8 exons. Gene Ontology annotation, cellular component: nucleus. Gene Ontology annotation, molecular function: mRNA binding. Bases 591 to 2396 code for a protein of 601 amino acids.